AUGUCUUCCUCUUCCUCUUCCUCUGCCUCGUCUUCCUUGGAGCUGCCCUACUUUUGUCCUCGCUGUGGGGACGAGUUUCGCUUCUCAUCUGUACCUGAGCUGAGGGCUCACCUGGUCAGCAGACACACCUAUGAGACCCUGCUGGUGCUGUCGCAGGCUCGGGUCAGAAGCUCCAGAUCUGGUGCCCUACUCCCACUCCCUAGACAACCUGUAUCCCAAAGACAGAGCUCCUCCCUGGGUAUGAGAGCCCACAGCCUCCCCCUGCCGCUGGCCUGCCUGGAUCUGGCCUCGUCAUCCGCCUCCAUCCAGCUGCUCAGGGAAAUGUUCGGCCCCUCUCGUGACCCCGCUCUCCCCUCAUCUCCGGGACCUCCGGAGGGGCCGUCCACCGCUCUGGCUAUUCCCGGCUCUGUGGGGCCUCCUUCAGGUAGGAGCCUCAGCCAGGUGGGUCUCCAGCUGGGCCUGGACCUGGGGCUGUCGGUGGGGAUCGGACUGGAGGAGAGGCUCGGGUUGGGUCUGGAUCACAGAAUCGCUCGGACGUUUGCGGAGGUUGAGGAGAGGGUGAACCGCCGCAUGGGCCGAUUGAGGGUGGAGCUGCAGAGGAGGGAGGCAGAGCUUGAACGGGAGAGGCGAGACGGCGAGCGACUAAAGUGUGAGAAACAGGAAGUAGAAGACAGGGCGUCGUACCUGGCCAGGCAGGUCAGUGCUGCCAUGGAGAUGAUGGAGCAGCUGAAGAAAGAGGUGGACGAGAAAGAGAGAGAGCUCAGUGAACGACAUCAAGAGAUGGUCGACAUUGAGUGUUUCCUGAGAGAGACGGCAGAGAAAGAGGCCGAGGCCAAAUCGAGACUGCAGGUUUUCAUCGAGACGUUGUUGGAGCGAGCCGACCGUGCAGAGAGACAGUUGCUGCUGCUGAGCUCACACGGACGCCAUGACCUCUACGCUCACCACCACAGGUACGCUCACACCCAAGCAUACGCCGACCCCUAUGCUUUCUCUGAGGGAUACACACCUGUACCUGGACGAGGAGGGCGGAGUCUGGACGCCAGCACCGAUGACAUCAUCGCCAACAAGAUGCAGGGAACAAUCGGGAACCGGGAGGCUGGGACGGCGAGGGCGGGUUCAUCCACGUUCAUCCCCACCUCUACGCUUCACCGUGGAUUCGGCGAGAAAGAGGAGGAGACGGACGGAGAGAGAGACGGUGAAAUCCCCUCCUCUCUUGACUCCACCCCCUCCCGUCGUUACGGUGACAGAAACUUGGGGGCGGACACCUUGAAGCUGAGGGCAGGGCUUUUCUGUGUGUUUCCAUACCUGGAUGUUCGGUCUCUGCUGCGUGCCGCCGAGGUCUGCACCGAUUGGAGGUUCGUCGCCAGGCACCCAGCGGUUUGGACACGCCUCCGACUGGAGAACGCCAGAGUGUCGGCAGAAUUCCUGUCCACGCUGUCUCAGUGGUGCACUCAGACUCAGUCCGUGAUCCUCCACAACCUGAAACCUCGGAGCAGACGAGCCAAUGAGGCGCGAGAGGAUUACCACAAGAUCACACGUGGCAGCGUGGAGCCGGGGCUGGAGGCUCUGCUGCGGUCAGCAGGGGGCAGUCUGCUCCAUCUGUCCGUCUCUCAGUGUCCUCACAUCCUCACUGACAGGACGCUGUGGCUCGCCAGCUGCUACAGCCGAAACCUGCAGACGCUCACCUACAGGAGUUCCUCCGAUCCUCUGGGUCAGGAAGUUCUUUGGGCUCUAGGGGCGGGCUGCAGGAACAUCAGCAGCCUGCAAGUGGCGCCAGCGCACCCCUGCCAACAGCCCACUCGCUUUGGAAACCGCUGCCUGCAGACGAUUGGUCGAUGCUGGCCACACAUCCGCUCUCUCAGCGUGGGCGGGGCCGGCUGUGGGACUCAGGGAUUGGUUGCAUUAGUGUGUAGCUGCGCUCAGCUGCAGGUGUUAGAGCUGGAGCGUAUCACCGACCUCGGCCUGCAGGUGGCGACAGAUCUGUGUGAAGCUGGUCUGAAGAACCUUGAGACUCUGAUCCUGACUCACACGCCCGUCAGUGGUCAGGCCAUCCUGCACUUCCACAGCGUGUGUGAAAACCUCCGGUGGAUCGUGGUUGAGGUCUCUGUGGAGGAUUACUUUGAAGAGCCGGACACUGAGGAGUCUCGACAUCUGUUCGGAGAAAUCCUCACAACGCUGAAGGUUCUUCAGAAGCGUCCCGGGCUCUGUGACGUCCUGAAGGUGAAGGCUGAAGGAUUCUGCUGA
Molecule: messenger RNA, 2244 nt
Organism: Cheilinus undulatus (humphead wrasse)
Lineage: Eukaryota; Metazoa; Chordata; Actinopteri; Labriformes; Labridae
Product: F-box only protein 41-like
Exons: 14
Coding region: 1-2244 (747 amino acids)
Molecular function (GO): protein binding
Source: RefSeq, a predicted model, not a curated record